Melanotaenia boesemani (Boeseman's rainbowfish) is the source of this 4274-nucleotide messenger RNA. RefSeq names its product SAFB-like, transcription modulator (gene sltm). The transcript has 20 exons. NCBI's taxonomy places the organism in Eukaryota, Metazoa, Chordata, Actinopteri, Atheriniformes, Melanotaeniidae. The record is from RefSeq and is a predicted model, not a curated record. Gene Ontology annotation, molecular function: RNA binding; sequence-specific DNA binding. Gene Ontology annotation, cellular component: nucleus. Gene Ontology annotation, biological process: regulation of transcription by RNA polymerase II; regulation of mRNA processing. The coding region runs from base 23 to 2959 and encodes 978 amino acids.
ACCUCAGUAAUCGUGAGGUAAAAUGGCGUCGGGUGCCAUUUCAACAGAUACUAAGAAGAUAUCAGAAUUAAGGGUUGUUGAUCUUAAAUCUGAGCUUAAACGGAGGAGUUUGGAUAUUACUGGUGUAAAAAACGUUCUUCUAGCAAGACUUAAACAGGCUAUUGAGGAUGAAGGUGGUGACCCAGAAAACAUUCAGAUUCACUUUUCAACAGAUGCAUCAGCCAGGAAAAGUGGAAAAGCUAAAGGAAGAAAAGGGGAUUCUGAUCAGGACACCACUACAGAAGAAGAUGCUUUUUCCAAGGAAACUGAAGAUAAUGAGUCAGAAAAGGAUGUAACUGAUACAGAUGAUGGUACUCGUGAAAAUUCUAAGCCUCCACCCUGUGAGGACAGCCGUGCUCACUCUGAUGCUGAACCAGAGUCAGAGGCUGUGGCGGCAGACGCUGAUUCAGACCCUGAGCCAGAGGUCGAUGCAGAGGACGAGCCAGAUGCAGAUGAGGACGCAGACCCAGAGUUCGAUGUGGCUGAGAUGGAUGCUGAAGCCAUGACUUCCUCUAAAGAAGCUGAGGAUGAUCACCUAUCUGUCUCAAUCCCAAAUGAAGACGCCAUCACCCUAGAAGUUGAUGGUGAUGACCUCCUGGAAACAGGUAAACAUGUGAAACUUCCAGAUCCAGAGGCAGAGAAAGCCACUGAUGAGCCAGAGACCUCUGCUGAGACGGGUCCAGAUGAUGACAUGAAGGAUGAAGAGAUGGAGGGAGAGGGUAAGAAAGAUGAUGAAUCCAGAGGCGAGCCCACGAAGAAAGACGGCAGAGAUGGCCAGAAGAAAGCAGAAACCGGAGAUAAAGAAAAGGAUUCUGGGAAGAAAGGCCCCUCCACUACUGGGGCAUCAGGUCAAGCAAAGAGCGCUUCAAGAGACAGAGAUGGAAAAGCUGCAAAAGAUGAAAAAGCUGUCAGCUCUCGUAACAUUUGGGUGAGCGGCCUGUCUUCCAACACCAAGGCAGCAGAUCUGAAGAACCUGUUUGGCAAAUAUGGGAAGGUUUUAAGUGCCAAGGUGGUUACAAAUGCUCGUAGUCCUGGUUCAAAAUGUUACGGCUUGGUGACGAUGUCUUCAAGUACAGAAGUGACGCGCUGCAUCUCCCACCUUGACUGUACAGAACUCCAUGGACAGGAGAUAUAUGUUGAAAGGGCAAAAAAUGAUCCAUUCAAAAAGGAGCCUUCAAAGAAGGAAGUGGAGGACAAAGCAGGUUCCAGCAAGUCAAAUGAUAAACGUGCUUCCACUGGGACAAAACAAGCCAAUAAAGCACAGCCAUCUUACAAAAAGGAAGAAAAGAAAUCUGAAAAGCCAUCAGACAAGGACAAAGAUUUAUCCAAGAAACAAGAAGCAAAAAGUGGAAAAUCUGAGUCUGUUUCAUCUCAGUCGGGACAAGAAUCCUCACAGAAAGAUGAAAGAAAGUAUUUACGGACAAAAAGCCCAGGCAACAUGAUGGUAGAUCAUGCCAAAGGAGAACUUCAUUUUGGCAAACCAAGACCUUUCAGAAGGGGGCGGUUUUUUGAUAAACCCUUUAUCAACACCAAUUUUCAAAGGAGGCCAAAGUGGUUGAUUCCUCCUGAGGAGUUAGAGAUGAUGAGAGAGAAACAGCGAAAUUUUCCUGACAAAGAAGAAGACAUAGACAUCUUGCCUUUUGAGAAGAUUAAAGAGCAGAAGGAGCUGCGCAUGCGUGAACGCAUGGCUCGUCUGGAACGUGUCCGUAGAGCUGUGGAGUUGCGCAGGCGUCGUGAAAUUGCAGAACAAGAACGGCGGGAGCGCGAGCGGGUCCGGCUGCUGCAUGAGCGUGAAGAACGAGAGAACCUGCUUCGGGAGCGCCAGAGACUUGAGAUGGAGAGACAGAAAUUGGAACGAGAGCGCUUGGAAAGGGAGAGGCUUGAGCGAGAGAGAAUCCGUAUAGAGCAGGAAAGGCGAAAAGAGGCAGAGCGCAUGGCACGUGAACGUGAGGAGCUUCGGAGACAACAAGAGCAGCUUCGUUUUGAGCAAGAAAAGAGAAACAACCUGAAGAGAGGUCGUGAGGUCGAUCACACUCGGAGGGAUGAUCCCUAUUGGAACGGCAACAAGAAGAUGCAGCCUGAGUCUGAGAUCCGUUUGAAUCAAGGCUCCAAUUACAACCGUCAGCAGAACCGCUUUUCAAACUUCAAUCCACGCGAAAGAGGUCGUUUUCCUGAUGCUGCUGUCCAACAGCCAAACGUAUAUGACAGACGUAACAGGUUUGACGGUGAACCUGAGACAAAGAAGAGUCGGCCUACAACUCACAGAGAGGGCUCAGGGUUUGACCGAUACCCCAAGAACUUUGACACAGUCCGCAGAGCUGAAGGACCUCCUCCUCGUACUGAAGUGCGAGAGACUGUUCGCCGGGACAGAGAUGACAGACGUCCUGCACCCAUGCAUGAUCGCCCUGUUGGAGCAAGAGCUACGAUGCCAGCUAUGCCGCACAACCGCCCACCAAGGGAUGGGGGGCAUGGAUGGAAGAAUGAUGGAGGGAUAAACUCCAACAAAGGAGACAUGCGAGGCCCCAUGCGUAUGCGUGCAGAGCGACCAGGCAGAGACGGUCCGGGCGCACCAAGGGGAGGUCCUUCAGUUAACCGUGGAAGAAGCAGCUUUAAUGAUCGGAGUGAAGGUAGAUCCAUGGUGAUGAAUGAUCAGCCGUUUAGCUCUGGCCGCCAAGUCGUAGUGGAGCGUCACAGCAGGGAGCAGGGACUAAGGAAGGAGUGGCAUGGUGGUUCAAGCUCCCAGGGUGGGAGCUUCCCUGAGAAUCGCAGGAUGGGAGACACUCGUGGGGGCAUAAUGGCUCCUUCUAGUCACUCCUCAUCUGGAAUAAGCCGAAUUGUACAGAUCACCAACAACUCCAUUCCCAGUGGUGGCACUGCGAGUGGAUUCAAGCCCUUCAAAGGAACGCCACGGCCAUUCUAACACUUUGAAGCAUUUGAAAAUGAAAACUUUUUUGUUUUUAUUUCCUUUUUUGUUUUGUCUUUUUUUUUUUUAAAGACUGUCAACUGGUUUUUGGUGCCACUUUUGUGGCCAUGAGGUUGAUAACACUAUUUUCUUAUGUAUGGACAAAGUGUUUACCUCAGUGUAGGUUUUCCUGACAGUUCUGCUGUUAAUGUUUAACAACCCUGUGCACAAGUUUUAAUAUUUAGAAAGAUUAUUGUACAGCCCUAAGUCUUUGUAACAAGUUUUCAAGUGAUAUGACCUCUCAUUGGGUAUUGCCUGUACAUUCUCAAUAGUAUAGUGUUACACUCAGUUUUCCUGUGUAAUGUUUUGUUUUAGUGUAUUAUAAAUUUCAAAAUGAGAAGGACAAGUUUGGGUGUUUUGCUGAGGUAACGUUAUUUUUCUUUUUUACUUUGUGUGUAUGUCCUAUUUUGGAAAAUUUAGAUUUAAAUUAACAAAAACAAAAAAAAGGGGAAAAAAGGUCAAGCUGUAUAAAUACCCUGCACUGUAGCAGAUGAUCUCUCAAAGGACACAAAUUGUGUACAGGUCUGAAAUGUGACUUUGAAGUCUUGCUGCUGGGCAUUCAGUGAAGUCAGUGUGUAAUUCAUGGAUUUAUAAUAGCUUACUGUCAUUCUGAAAAUCUUGACAAAUUGGUGUCUGUUCUUAGCUUACAGCCAUGAUUUUAUUUAUUACUUUGUACAGCUCAUAUUGUUUGGGUGCCCAUGGAUCACUGAACCUUGUCAGACAAGCACAAAGUACUUCUAUCACAGCAUGUCUGAAUCUGAAAAGUGAUGCACAUGGUACAAAAGCUGCGCUUUGAAUGGACAACAUGCUGUGAGAUUACUAACUGUGACUAAACUAACACCUUGACUGGCAGGAGGCACUUCUAUAACACAGGUGUCAAACCCCAGUCCUUGAGGGCUGCUAUCCUCAAGGUUUUUAUUCUUUCCCUGCUCCAACACACCUGACUGAAUUUAAUGGGUUAAUGUGAAGACCUUAACAAUUGUUGAAUCCAUUUGAUUUAAAUCGGGUGUGUUGGAGCAAUGAAACGAUAAAAACCUGCAGGAUAGCAGCCCUCAAGGGCUGGAGUUUGAUGCCCCUGUAAUUUCCUUUCAAGUCAUUUCAGCAUUUUUAAUAUGUUAAUGAUAUUUCAAAACCUUUCUUUCUUGGUCCUUUAUAUGGACCAAUAAGUGUCCAGAAUCAUCAUUUAUGUACUUUGACUCCCAUCAUAUAAUACCGUGCUUAUCUACACACUCAUUGCAAUUAGUUGAGGCUUAAUUAAACUAUGAAUCUGUCA